UAUAUUACAUUGUGCUGUGUGUGUAAAAUUGCUCCUGUAGAUGUAGAUAAACUAUCAGCAGAACCAAGAAGUAGGUUUUGUUCAGAAAAUUGUAGAAAAGAAGCUUAUGCUCUUGGUUUAUUUGAUAGAGAAAAAUGUCGUCAUUGUGGGAUUUCACCAAGAUUGGUUCUUUCAAAUGGUAGAAAAGUUGAUUACUGUGGAAUGACUUGUAGAAAAGAGGCAGAGAAACAAAAAAGUAGUGGACAUUCUAAAUCGUUAUCCUACAAUAAUUCUAGUAAUAAUAAACGUUCUUCGGUAAAUCUUAUGUUGACACCAGACAAACCUGCUUAUCAACCUAAAUCAAAACCAACCCCUCUACUUCAGAAUAAUGGUCCUAGUAUUAAGGCUAGUAAAAGUUAUGAUAAUUUGUUAUCAACCUCUUCACGUCCUACUCCAAAACGGUCACUAAGUCCAACAAAAAGAAAUUCAUUAAAUAGCUAUUCUUCACCAUUUUUAACCGCACCACCACAUCAUAGUUUCCAACCACGUUCACCUCGUAGUAGUCUCUCUUUACGUUCACCAAGUCCAACAAAAAGAAUUAAACCACCGUCUCCAAAAUCGCAUAGUUCACAUAGUAAUCACUCUUCACGUUCACCAACUCCGAUAAAAAGACGUUCAAUCAAUGAUGUUGAUUCUUUGAUUUCAGUCAAACCACCAUCUCCAAAAUCGCAUAGCUCACAUAGUAAUCACUCUUCACGUUCACCAACACCUAUAAAAAGAC
Molecule: messenger RNA, 760 nt
Organism: Racocetra persica
Lineage: Eukaryota; Fungi; Glomeromycota; Glomeromycetes; Diversisporales; Gigasporaceae
Source: the annotation of a GenBank genome assembly